Saprolegnia parasitica CBS 223.65 is the source of this 273-nucleotide messenger RNA. RefSeq lists its product as hypothetical. Lineage: Eukaryota; Oomycota; Saprolegniomycetes; Saprolegniales; Saprolegniaceae. The transcript has 2 exons. The record is from RefSeq and is a predicted model, not a curated record. The coding region runs from base 1 to 273 and encodes 90 amino acids.
AUGGAUUGCACCAAGGCCAACGCGCUCAAUCGCGGUCCUGACGGCACAUUUCGUGACGAUCAGCUGCGCCACAAGAGCAACGAACUCAUCGCGACGCUCGCACGGACCAAGACGGUCAUGUCGUGCACAAGCGAGACGUUUACAGCCACGAGCCUCUUCUUAAAGCAACCUGCGACGAUCGUGGCGACGGGCAGCUGGGGCAGCAGCCUCGUCAGAUAUACGUGGCCCUUGGCCGGCGACGGAUCCACGCUCGAAAUCCUCAAACCGCGCUAA